AUGUCGUCACAGAUUGUCAAACUCGGUAUCGUACUACCAUUACUGGUGGUGGCGGUCACUGGACAGUCUGCAUUCAACGUGGAUAUAUCCAAAAUUAAUAAUGCAAGCUUGGAAUUGCUGAGAAGCAGUAUAGAGGUAAACUUUUUUUUUUUUAACUAUCUAGAAACUUUACCCCUCUGCAUUUCCAAAAUACAAAGUCACUUUAUCCGCGUUUGUAUAAGUUUUUACAGGAUCUCUAAGGAACAGUUUAUUUACCCGGGUUUAAAAUUAUGCGAUGUUUGUCUCCAGGAUGCAAGCUCGGAAUUGCUGGGAAGCAGUAUAGAGGAUGCAAGCUCGGAUUUGCUGCGAAGCGGUAUAAAGGAACCUAAGUUGUGUGAGAACAGAGAGGGGCGUUUAGGUGUUUGUAUUAAGAGCUACCUAUGCGUUAAUGGAAUAGUUGUCACAGACGGCGCAGGCUUAAUAAAGAAACGCGAAGCUUAUUAUUUCAGCUCAAUCUACGGUUGUGGUGAACUCGAUCAGGUUUGCUGUCCGUAUGACAUGGGAUCAGACGUUGAUUUUGAGGUAACCACUCCAAAGCUAGAAACCUGGGUCACAGAAAAAGUUACCGGUAUUAAACCUUGGCCUAUCGCAGCAGAUGAUCGCAAAAACAAGCAACCGACCGAAAAAACUACAGUAUACAAAGAAAUCGUCGGUCAGUCUAAAGAAGAAAAGGGAAUUGCUGCCACCGCGGAAUAUGAAACAGAUGAGGAAAAUGAGAUUGAGAACGAAAAUGAGACAGAGAAGGAAAAUGAGAUAGAGAACGAAAAUGAGACAGAGAAGGAAAAUGAGAUAGAGAACGAAAAUGAGACAGAGAAGGAAAAUGAGACAGAGAACGAAAAUGAGAUAGAGAGCGAAUAUGGGAUAGACCAAGAAGAAGAGAUAGAGGUGGAAGAUAUACCUCCGUGCGGAGUGCGCCACAUUUCGGCGGUAUCACCUUGGCUGGUAUACAUUAAAAAGCUGUUUGUGUGGAGGAAGCAUGACAAUUCCAAAAGCGACGUGGCUGGCGGCGGCACCCUUAUCCACCCCAGUGUUGUGCUGACCGUAGCACAUAUAUGCGACUCCAACCAACAGCUGCAGGUCCUAACCAGCGGAGAAGACAGGCAAACACGGGUUGUUAAACAAGUAGUAAUGCAUGAACGCUAUAAAAGAGGGUUUUAUAAUAAUGACAUCGCGCUCUUGAUUCUGUCGGAGCCCGUAAUCCCGUCCCCCCAGAUUGCAAUGGCGUGCCUGCCGUCCGCGAAUACAGCGGCGCCCCAGCAGUGCUGGGCCCACGAGUGGGCAAGCGAACCAAGCCUCGGGAGCACGAAGACCAAAAAGGUGCUAGUUCCCGUAGUGAGUCACCAGGAAUGCCAGAAUAAGUUGCAAAAAAGCAGGAAGAAUCCCCGGCGUCCCUGGAAACUACAUCCGUCUUUUAUGUGCGCCGGCGGAAACCACAACGUGCAGUUCUCCAAGGGCGAUGAAGGGUUCCCACUGAUAUGCCCAAAGCAGAACCCGGAAGUUCGGCACAUGCUCUAUGGUAUGACAUCGCGGGACUUAUUCUGUGGAAAACAUAGCGACCCAACAGUUUAUGUGGAUGUAGCCAAAUUCCGCGAUUGGAUUGAUGCGAAAAUAAUGGCGAUCCGCCUGACAACAAAAACUUAUACCAUACGCGAUAAAAUAAUUAUAGAAUACUAUUAAUAAUUAAAGUGUCCUAUACGACUA
Messenger RNA from Pararge aegeria (speckled wood butterfly), 1740 nucleotides. Its product is annotated as serine protease filzig-like. The record is from RefSeq and is a predicted model, not a curated record. The coding region runs from base 1 to 1716 and encodes 571 amino acids. The transcript has 12 exons. Lineage: Eukaryota; Metazoa; Arthropoda; Insecta; Lepidoptera; Nymphalidae. Gene Ontology annotation, biological process: proteolysis. Gene Ontology annotation, molecular function: serine-type endopeptidase activity.